UAACCUAAUAAUGUAUCGCUUUCUAUACUAUUGUGCGCAGAAAAUACAACUGAAAAACAAUUUUCUAUCGAAAUUGAGCAAUGAAAUAAAUUUUGCGCAAGUAAAUUAUAAACAAUUUUGUUCCAGAAGUUCCGAUUAUAAUAUUUCCAAGGAACUUAAAUAUGAAAAAUUCGAAGACAAAAUCUCUCCACAAAUUUUUGAUAUUGAAGAGGAACGUAGAAGAAAAGAAAUGGAAGAGCAUGAAGACGACAAAGAACUACAUGACAUUACAAACAAUGUUCUUAAAAGAGGAGUAUCUGGAGUAUUCGAUAUAGACGAAUUAGUAGAAGUUAUUAGACUAAAUAAGGGACAAGAUUUAUGUGUUAUAGCAGUACCAAAAUCAAUGAAAUACAUAGAUUACAUGUGCUCUGUUACAUGCAGAAAUACAAAACAUAUGUUGGGUAUUGCGGAGUUUAUUAGAAAGAUUUAUAAAAAGAAAAGAUCGAAGGAUGAUCCAAUACCAAAGAUUGAGGGAGCUAAUUCUAAAGAAUGGAUUGCCCUGGAUUUAGGAAAUAUAGCUGUUCAUUUAUUUCUGAAGAAAGUACGACAGAAAUAUGAUAUUGAUAUGCUGUGGUCUGUUGGCCCUGAAUAUGAUACAGAAACGAACAAGCCUGAAGAAACAAUUACUGAGUUAUUACAAAGCCAUUCAGAAUUUUUAGAUAAAUUGAUACCUAAAGAACAAUAAUAUAAAAUAUACAUA
Molecule: messenger RNA, 739 nt
Organism: Ctenocephalides felis (cat flea)
Lineage: Eukaryota; Metazoa; Arthropoda; Insecta; Siphonaptera; Pulicidae
Product: mitochondrial assembly of ribosomal large subunit protein 1-like
Exons: 1
Coding region: 11-724 (237 amino acids)
Biological process (GO): negative regulation of ribosome biogenesis; negative regulation of translation
Cellular component (GO): mitochondrion
Molecular function (GO): ribosomal large subunit binding
Source: RefSeq, a predicted model, not a curated record